This is a messenger RNA of Didymodactylos carnosus, 504 nucleotides long. Lineage: Eukaryota; Metazoa; Rotifera; Eurotatoria; Philodinida; Philodinidae. The record is from the annotation of a GenBank genome assembly.
AUGGGUGCUUCAAACCAAUCACACGCAACAAUAGUAGGUGAAGAUGGACUGGAUGGUUUACCUGGUGAAGAUGAAAAAAUCGGUGGAAAUGGUGGAAAUAUUUAUUUUAUUGAUAAUAAACAUUUCAAAGGACAGGAAAAUAUAGAAAAAUUGAUUACAUCUGGAGGUGAUGGUGGUAAAGGUAGAAAUGGAGGAAAUGGAGAUAAUGGUCAUGAUGGAAAGGAUGGUGAUAAUGCUUCAGGAAAACAUGGCUUAGGCUUUUUUGUUAUUGGUUAUGAUCUUAAAAGGGGAAAACCAGGUAUACGAGGUGGAGAUGGUGGAAACGGAGGCGAUGCAGGUUUAGACGGAUUCGGUGGACAUGCUGCUAAAGUUCAUAUAGAAGAAAAUGGAAAGAUUGUUCAUGAUAAUAAUGAACUUGUUAACAAAAUCGAAUCAACUGAUAAAUCGAAUAUAAGUGCAGAACAUGGAAAACCUAGUGAAGGUGGAAAAGGUGGAAAAGGAUGA